AGGCGGCUAACUAUCGUUAGCUACCGGGAGCGGACAUGUUGUACCGACCAUUUCCUUGAAUAAACAUCGCUGUAAGCGGGGAAUCGGGAGUUAAGGAGACGGCUCGGUGCGUUGGGCAAUCAUGGAUGCCGUCAACGCCUUUAACCACGAGUUAUUCUCGUUGAUGGACUCCAAGCCCCCAAUCUCCCGGGCAAAGAUGAUCUCCAUUACAAAAUCAGCCAUCAAAGCUAUGAAACUCUACAAACAUGUGGUCCAGAUUGUGGAAAAGUUUAUCAAAAAGUGUAAGCCUGAGUACAAGGUAGCGGGCCUGUAUGUGGUAGAUUCCAUUGUUAGACAGUCCAGACACCAGUUUGGAUCAGACAAGGACGUGUUUGGCCCAAGGUUCACCAAAAACAUAACAGGAACCUUUGAGAACCUCUGCCUUUGCCCAGUAGAGGACAGGAGUAAGAUUGUGCGGGUGUUGAACCUGUGGCAGAAGAAUGGGGUGUUUAAGAUUGAGGUUAUUCAGCCUCUCCUGGACAUGGCAGCAGGCUCUAGCAGUGCUGCUGCACCCUACACAGGCUCAGAUGACCCAGGUUCUUCCCCACCUCCAGCCAAAGAGCCAGUUACUGCGGUAACGACAAACUCCACCAUGCCAUCCACCACUCAGCUGCAAAACUCUGAAGCCUUUGCUGCUGUGGCACAGCUCUUCCAGUCCACACAGGGUCAGCAGCUUCAACAGAUGCUCCAGAACUUUCAGCAGCACCCUGUGAAGCAUGACACCAACACUCAACCUGCUGCCCAUGCCCACGCCCAGAAUGUCACCCCUGGCCUGGGCAUGGUCCCUCCGCAACCGCCCAUGGGUGCUCCGCAACCGCCUCUGCCCACCCAAUCGGCCCAGCAGAAGGCAGCCUUCGACAAGAAAUUGCUGGAUCGUUUUGACUACGACGAUGAACCAGAAAUUGGAGAAGAGGCAAAGAAGGAUGAAAUCUUAUCACAGCCCCCCUUUAUGCAGCAGCCUCCAGCCUUUCCACAGCAUAUGGAGCACUUUAAACCACAGAUGAUUAAUAUGAUGCAAGACCUCCCACAGCAGGUCCCUCUCCCUCCUAAUGGUCAGCUCCAGGCUUAUGGUGUACCGCCAGGACAAAGUUUCCCAGUUAUGAUGCCUCCUAUGGGGCAUGCUUUGCAAGGACAGCCCCUCCCUGGUUCUGCGGGUCCUCCAGGCUUCCCAGGGGUAUACCCCCCCCACAAUGCCGCCCAGCAACAACAGGAUUUGUCGAUGGACAUGGACCGAUCAUCUAUGAGGGAUGGCAGACACGGCCGGCGAUCUAACUCAGGAUCCAGGUCUCCAAAGCGGAGGAGGUCGCGGUCUAAUUCCCGUACACGACGAUCCAGGCACAGGCGAUCGCGCUCCCGCUCCAGAGACCGGCGUCACCACUCCCCACGCUCUCGCUCUCGAGAGCGCAGGGAGAGAGAGAAAGAGAGAGAGCGACGGCAGAAAGGCCUUCCGCCACCCAAGAACGACACACUGAGCAUUUGCAGUACAACUCUCUGGGUGGGUCAGUUGGACAAGAGAACACAACAGCAAGAUGUUGCCUGUUUACUGGAGGAGUUUGGGCAGAUAGAAUCCAUCAAUAUGAUUCCUCCACGUGGCUGUGCCUACAUUGUCAUGAUACAUAGGCAAGAUGCCUUCAGGGCUCUACAGAAGCUUAGUAGAGGAUCUCACAAAGUGAACCAGAAAGCCAUCAAGAUUGCUUGGGCUUUGAACAAGGGCAUAAAGCCUGAGUUUAAACAGUACUGGGAUGUGGAGCUGGGUGUCACCUAUGUACCGUGGUCCAAAAUCAGAGAGGCUCAGUUGGAGGAGAUAAAAGAAGGAGGAGUAUUGGAUGCAGAUACCUUAUCGCCAGAGUGGAGUGGAGCCAGGAAGGCUCUUGGCCUCCUGGAGGAACUCACCCACAAUGGCCGUUCGGAGCCACAGCAGCCUGAGGAAACACAAGUAGUGUUACCUGUGGCAGCUGCAGCUGCUCCUCCUGCACAGGUUCCUCCAAUGCAGCAGCCAAUGGUUGGUGUGGGUUCUCUCCAGCCUCCCGUCUUUUCUGGUCCCAUAGGCAUGCCUCCGCCUUCCUUCCCCCCAGGCGUCCCCCCUCCUCCUUUCAUCAGACCUGGCUUCAACCCCAUGCAGAUGCCUCCAGGUUUUCCUCCCCCAGGUGCCAUGCCUCUUGGUCCCCCACCUCCCUCAAAAGGUGGAGUGGAAGACUCGCCUCUGGAUCCAGCGGUUUUGGGUAGCAGGAAAAGUGACGAGGUCGCGGAGGGUCACAACAUCUUCAACAACCAGAUGGGACCUCUGGGUAACCAGUUAGGCGUUCCUCCAGGUGUUCUUCCAGGUGGACCUCCAGGUGUUCCCCCAGGAAACAUCCCACCUGCUUCUGGUGGUCUGCUUGGAGCUCGGCCCGGUAUAAUCCCUCUCCAGCGUCCGCCUGUUCCACCGCCACCACACAUGCAGCGUUUCCCUCCACCUCAUGGACCACGACCCCCUCACCCCAACAUGCCACUUCUACCCCCACAGAUGAUGCCCAGAGGGCCACACCCUCAAAUGAUGCACCAUGAUGCCCCUCCACCUAAAGGAGGCUUUGGGAUGCUCCCUCCUCACAACAUGAGGGCUCCUUUCCCUCCACAUGGGCAUGGCCCUCCUCCUCAAGGUCCUCCUCCACCGUUUAUUAGACCAGGGGGACCUCGUGGCCUGGAAGCGCCAGAAGAAAUGGAUGGCAGAGCUUUCAGGGGAGACAGGCCUGGAUUCAGGGACAAAGAGCCAGAGAGGGACAGGGACUGGGAUCGCGACAGAGAUCGAGAGAGAGACAGAGGUUUUGGAGGUGGAAGGCGUCAGUUUGGUGAUGGAGGAAGGGGAGGAGGGGGUGAUAGAAUGGAUGGGAGGGACCGACUAGGAGGCUGGCAAGAAGACGGAGGAGAUCAACGGGGAGGGGGAUGGGAGAGGGACAGAGAUCGUGAUAGAGACCGCGAUCGAGACAGAGACCGACGGGAAUGGAGGGAGAGGCGAAACAGCCUGGACAGGGACAGGGAGCGAGGGAGGGGUGAGGAUGGGGAGAGGGAGCGAGGGAGGGGAGAGGGAGGAGAAAGAGGAAGGGGAGAAGGAGGGAGUCGAGAAAGAGCGAGAGGAGCCGAGGUAAAAGAAGGCGACAGGCCAAGGCGGUCAGAACGACGCGAGAGGACCACGCGUUGGGACAGGGAUGAUCGAUUGGCCGAACUGGAAAAAAUGGACAGAUUUCGGACCUCAAACAGCACAGAGCAACCUCCUGUGACCCCCGUGACCCCUGUGGUUACAGACACCAGUGAAGAACAAAGUGUGGAAGCUUCUGAACAGAAGGCAGAAUCUGAACCUUUAGCUCCGUCCUCAGAGGUGACUGCUGCUGCAGCAGAGCCGAAGCCCUCUGAGCCCUCUGAGCUCUCUGAGCCCUCUGAGCCCUCACCUCCAGUUCAAAGUGAGCUCACAGAAACAAAAGAGGAAGCAGCAUCAUAGACUGGCUCACUGCUGCUUCAGCCACAGACUGCUGUGAAGCACUGAAAGAUUAAAAAAGGUGUUUUUCACGAUGAUGGUCAACCUCAACUCCUGGCAUAUGAAUUCUAGCUCGUCACAGUUUGUCAGUUAGUACUUGACAGUUUCUGGGCAGUCACUCACGUCUUGAAAACAAACAUGUCCCACACGUGUUGUCAAACAUUUAAAACUGUUAUUUUCAGACUUUUAAUGGUCUUCCUCAAAUUUGGCAUGCAUUUCUCUAAACACAUGACCACAUGAAAAUCAGUUUGGGAAAAUGACUGUAGUUAAAUAUUGGCUGUCAACUGUUUUCCCUGUAACUUGUUUGAUUGUAAGAAUGAAUGGAGUGCUUGCACGGUACCCUAGCUUGGUCCAUUUUAGGUUAAUUUGAGUUUAGCUUUCAUGUUUUUACUCAAGUUGGUUUGAAAACGGAGGAAACAAAUGACUUCUAUGACAUAAGUUUAUUUUUUACUUAUUUGCCUUAUCUCUGUGAUAGCAGGCACUCCUCAAAAUGAAUAUGUUCAUUUUUAAACAUUUUUUAAAAUAUGUCAAACACUGAACAUCUUCUCACUCAACUACACUGUAAUGUAGGUACAAUUUAUUUGUCUUUGUUGUUUUCAUCUAAUCUCUAUAUACGGAUAUCUGCAUAUUAAUGCAGAUUCUGUAGGCAACAAGAGGCAAGCCUAGGCAAGCAUCCUGGUUUCUGUCCAAAUAGUAAUGACCAAUCAUGUUUGAGCGGGUUUUGUUGGAUUGCAGGUAAACAGUCCAUGUGGAGGGCAGAUGAGGUGCAAUGCAUUGACUGAAAUAUAAUCUCAAAACCCAUGGUCUAUCAUCUGUAUCUACAUUCAUAUGCAGAUAUUGGUUUAUAGAGAUUGGCCCUAAAACAAUGACAAAAAGUAUUAAUUAUCAGAGUGUAGGCAAUGACUGACCAAUGAAAGAGGUAAGCAGGGCCAGGAUAUCAGCUGGCUACAACAGAACUCCAGAAAUAUCGUCAGCAUAGUCCUUCAUCACCAGACCUAUAAAGCUUUUUCUGCCCAAAUGAUCAUUCUUGGAUCAGGUAAAAAAACAAAAAACA
Molecule: messenger RNA, 4604 nt
Organism: Centropristis striata (black sea bass)
Lineage: Eukaryota; Metazoa; Chordata; Actinopteri; Perciformes; Serranidae
Gene: scaf4a
Product: SR-related CTD-associated factor 4a
Exons: 19
Coding region: 122-3514 (1130 amino acids)
Biological process (GO): negative regulation of termination of RNA polymerase II transcription, poly(A)-coupled
Cellular component (GO): nucleus
Molecular function (GO): RNA binding; RNA polymerase II C-terminal domain phosphoserine binding
Source: RefSeq, a predicted model, not a curated record